GAUGUAAGAACGGAGGCAAGGUUAGCAAAACAGGAUGGACGGUCGUGCGCUGCGGCGUCGGCUGCUGGGACAGCCGCUGACGCAGACACGUAAACGGUGAUGAUCGUUUGGGGGACAGGUACCCCGGCCUCUUCUUCCCUCCCUGCCGUUCGGGCAGCGGCACACCCCCGGCCGCAGCGCUCAAGCCGUGCUUGCUCAUGUGGAGCGAACAAGGAUGACAAGCUUCAAGUGGUCUUCGUGAGCACGGAAGUUGCUCCAUGGUCAAAAACGGGGGGCCUGGGCGACGUCGUCGCCGCCCUGCCAGCAGCGCUCGCGCUGAGGGGCCACCAGGUCAUGACCGUGAGUCCUCGCUACGCGGACUACCCGGGCGUGUUCGACACGGGGCUGCUAGCGCCGGUGGAGGUGGCGGCAGAACUGCUGCCGCCGCCCCCUCCUCCGCCCCUCCCGGACCCGAUGCACGCGCUGCUCAACGACCCCGCGCUACCACCAGAGCUGCAGCCGCCACAGCAACAGGAGCCGCAGCAGCCGGAGGAGGUAGUCACGGAGCCGAUGGAGCCAGGGGGCCGGCAGGCAGCGGCGGAGGCAGGCGGCGGGACGGGCCCAAGCGCGCGCGGCGGGCCGCCCUGGCUUAGGCUGCCUGCCGAGCGAGGGGGCGGGGGCACUGGAGGAGGCAACAGCUCGAGCAGACGCUUGCGCGAUCCGGGGCGACCGCCAGACGAGGCUGCGGACGGCGGGAGCAGGAGCAGGGGCGCGUUGGGGCGGCGAGGAGCAGGCGGGGAGGGCGCAGCGAGUGGAGGCCAGGCGGCCGGGCCGCAGGGAUCAGGGCGCCCGGGUGGAGUAGGGGCAAGACCAGGCGGGCAAGGAGCAGGAGACAUCGUAGCGCGAGCACAGCAGGCGGUGACUACGGUCGCGGCGGCGGCCAAGGCUGCGGCACGCGCCGCGGAGGCGGCGCAGCCGACACGCGUGACCUACGCGCGGCUGUAUGCCUGCCAGGAGCGUGGCGUGCUGCGGGUGUUUGUGGACCACCCCGUCUUCCGGGCCGGCGGCGGCGGGCAGGGGCCGCCGCCAGGCAGUGGCGGCGGCGGCGGCGGCAGGGGGCGGGACGCGGUGAUGUCGGCACUGGGGGCGCUGCCGCCGCCGGGCGCGGACCCCAGUGUGGGCGUGUACACGUACUCCGAGGGCCGCCUGGGCGGCGCGGACCUGCAGGCGCGCAACAGCGUGCUGUGCCAGGCGGCGCUGGCGGCGCCGGUGCUGCUGUGGCUGGACGGGCCGGAGGGCAUGCCGCAGCAGCUGCGGGACGACCUGGCGGCAUGGGCGGACGAGGAGGACGGCGCAGAGGGCAGUGCACUCCCGCGCCAGGCCCUGCCUUUCGUGCUGAGCAACGGCCGUGCGCAGCCCGCGAUUGCCAUGGAGCCUGGCGGCUCGGAGCGGCUGCGGGAAGCGCUGGAGCUGCGGCAGCGCACUCGCAGCCCCUCCGGCUCGCCCUCGGCCGGCAGCAGCCGCGCCCCCAGCCCCGGCGGCGGCGGACGCGGCGCAGGCGCAGGUGCUGCCGCGCAGCGGGCGGCUGCCGCCGCGACGGCCGCGACGGCGCAGUGGCGGCAGCACCAGCUGCGGCAGCGGACACAGCAGCUGGUGUUUGUGGGCAACGACUGGCCCACGGCGCUGCUGCCGCUGUGGCUGCAGGCGUACCGGGAGGUGGCUGCCUCGGCGCUGUACUGGGGCGCCAUGGUCAAGUCGCGGCUUGAGGCGUUGAGACGGCCGCAAGGAGUGGGCGAGGCGGACUCGCCCGCCGCGUUUGCGCCGUCGUCACCAGACGAGCAGGCAGCUCAGGCCGAGGCGGUGGCGGAGGCUGAGGCCGAGGCGGCGGCUGCAGCGGUUGAGGAAGCGGCGGCGCCGCUCAUAGCAGGUGGCGCAGAUGAUGAGCAAGUCGCGGCGGCAGUAGCACGGGCCGCCCGGGCGGCGGCGGCCUUGUCGGCCGACGCUGCUGCUACUGCCGGCGCCGAGGCGGCUGCUGCCAUGGCCGCGGCCGCAGCGGCGGACGCCGAGGGUGUCGUUGCGCUGGGCAGCGGCGGCGGCGCGCCACGUCCUGGCGCCCCACCCAGCACUGGUCUUCCGCACAAGAGCGGCGACAGCAGCAGUGGUGGCGUUGUUGAGGAGGCUGCGGCAGCGCCUCCGCCGUGGACAGCGGAAGCGCAGCUGCAGGCGGCGCCGUCACCGGCCCGGAUCGCAACGGUCAUGUUGAGCCCGCCGGAGUCAGGGGCUGACUCGGACGAGGAGGUGGGCAGCUGGCACCAGGAGCAGCAGCGGCAGGAGGCUGGAGGAGGUGGGCCUUGGGAAGGUGGUGAUGACGGCGGCAGCCACGUGGGCCCCGAUGGCGACGGCGAUGCCGCCUGGAGUGAUCAGGGAUGGCAACAGCCGCCCACUGCGCAGCAGACUGCGCCCCCACCUCCGCCACCGCCUGCCGCCCCCCCGCCAGACCCCUGGCAGGAGCCGCGCUGGGAACCGCAGCAGCAGCGGCAGCCGGCGUCUCCACCACAGCCACAGAUGCAGCUGUUAGCAGCGUCUGAUGUGCAGGAGCAGCAGCAGCAGCGACAGGGCUCAAUCAACAACGCCUCGGCUUCGGUUGCCGCCGACUCUGGCGCGUCCAUGUCCACCGACCUGGCGCUGUCAGAGGCGGCGGUGGAGGCGGAGCGGCGGCGGCAGGAGGGGCUGUUGCUGCAGCUGCUGGUGUCGCUGCAGGUGCAGGCAGCGGGGCUGGGUCUCCCUGGCGACGAGGAUGUCGGCGAGGACACGGCCGACGCGGCAACAGCCGGAGCGCCCACGGGGCAGCUCCUGGCGCCCUCCGCCGCGGCGGCGCGGGCCGCGUCCGCAGCGGCUGCCGCAGCAGCGAUGCAGGCGGCUGCAGCGCUCGCAAACAACGAUUCAAAGGCGCUCACGGAGAUGGCCGAGGCUGCGGCAGCCGCGGGUGCCGUAGCCGGCGCGGCCCGGGGCCAGCCGCCGGUGCAGCAGGUGCUGAAGCCAGAGCAGCUGCAGCGCCUUCUGCGGGAAGACAACACCGCGGAAUCGGCUGCGGCCGCAGCUGCCGCGGCCAACGCCGCCGCGGCAGCGGCGUCUGCCGCUGAUGAGGCCGAGCAGCAGCGGCUGCGUGGCACGCUCAAGUCCUUCCGGCGCUUCGUGGCGGGCCGCCUGUCGGGGGCCAAGGUCGUGUUCACCGUGCACAACUUCGCUUUCCAGGGCCUCUUCGACGCGGACUCCUUCUACCGCCUCGGCCUGCCGCUGAUCGCGCUGCAGCAGAUGCUUCUGGGCGGCAGCGGAGGCGUGGCCAAGGCAGAGGCUGAGGCGCCGCCGUCAGCCGUGGUGGGAGAGGUGGGCGAGGCGGACGAGGCCAAGGUGGCGGAUGUCGAGGCGACGGAGGUGGAAGUGGAGGCGACCAAGGGUACUGGGGAGGGCAGCGCAGCACGCACCGCUGUGGAAGGCCAUCUGGAGCUGAGCCAGGAGCAGGAGCAGGAGGAGGAGCAGCGCCAGGGCAUGGAGGAGAAGGAGGUGGACAGCGACGGGGAUGAGGGGAGCGGCGGUGCUGGCGGCUUGCCACAACCGACGCGGGGCCCGUCGGGAGGUCCUCGCCCCAGCCCCAGCCCCAGACCAACCAGCUCCGUGGGUGACGGGCCCCGCGCUGCAGGUACGGCACCCAGGCCGGCCCGAGCCCGGCCCGCACCGCCCGUGCGGCCCGGCACCCGCGGCGCCGUGCCCCCGCCGCCUCCACCGCCCGCCAGCUCGAGCUCCAGCAGCACCACCAGCACCCCGACCCCGGGCCCAGCACCGAGCCCAGCACCGAGCCCGGCCCCAGCACCGGCCCCACCGCCGUCACCGGCGCCGACUCCUACCACCGAUGGCGGCGGUGGCCCGCUGUCCUGGCUGCGCGCCGCGCUGCUGGCCAGCGACAAGCUGGUGACCGUGAGCCCCGGCUACGCCCGCGAGCUCACCACCCCGCCCGCUCCACCACCACCCUCUACCGAGGCCCUGCCGCCGGGCGCCACCACCGUGCCCACGCCUGCACCCGCGCCGGCGCCGUCGGCGCCGCCGCUGCCUCCGGGCGUGCCGGCGCGCGGCGCGGAUGAGCUCCUGCGCAUCCUGUCGGAGCGCGGCUUGGAGGGCGUGAUGAACGGCCUGGACUCGGAGGCGGUGUGGGACCCCGCCACGGACCCGCUGCUGUCGCCGCGCAUCCGCUUCGACGCUGCCAGUGUGGCGGUGGGCAAGGCGGCCGCCAAGGCAGAGCUGCAGGCGGUCCUGGGGCUGGAGCAGGACCCGGCGGCGCCGCUGUUUGCGUUCGUGGGGCGGCUGGAGGUGCAGAAGGGCGUGGACGUGGUGCUGGCGGCGCUGACCGACCUCAUGGGGCAGCCGCUGGAGGCGGGAGCAGUCAACCGCUCCCUGGCGGCGGACGUGGCGGCGGCGCGCCGCGCCGCGGCGGAGGCGGCGGAGGCCGCCGAGGCCGCGGCGGAAAUGCAGCGGCAGCGCGAGCAGGCGGCGCGGCUGGCCUGGCGGCUGCCCACGCGUAUGCGCAAGGCGCUUGGGCUGGGCGACACGCCGCGGCCGGCGCCGCCGCCGCGCACCGCCCCCGCCGCCUUCAGCGCCGCGGCUGCCGGCUCCUCCUUCUCCGCGGCCUCGCUACCGCGCGCCCUGCCCGGCAGCCGACCCAUGCAGCUGGCCAUGCUGGGCGCCGCGCCCGACACCGGCGCCGGGCAGCAGUGGCUGGCGGACGGGCUGACGGCUCUGGGCCGCGCCUACCCGCGCCGCGCGGUGGGUGUGGUGGGCCUGGACGAGCCGCUGGCGCACCUGCUGCUGGCGGGCGCGGACUUCCUGCUGGUGCCCAGCCGCUGGGAGCCGUGCGGCCUGGUGGCGCUGGCGGCGCUGCGCUACGGCACGCUGCCCAUCGUGGCGCCCACCGGCGGCCUGCUGGACGCCAUCACCGCGCCCGGUGCCGACGUUGGCGGCGGCAGCGCCAGCGGCGCUGACACCAGCGGUGCCAGCAGCGCCGGUGCGCCCAGCGGCAGCGGCAGCGGCAGCAUCGGAGGCAGUGGCAGCGGGUCCAGUGGGCUGCAGCCGCCGCCGCAGCCGCCUCCGGGCAAGCUGGGGCUGGUGAUGGACCGGCCGGUGGGCUCGGCGGACGACAGCUUCGCCAAGCGCGAGGCGGUGCGGUCGCUGGUGCGCGCGGUGCAGGCGGCGCAGGUGCUGUAUGAGGGCGGCAGCGGCGCCAACUACACGGCACUGCGGCAGCGGGCGAUGGCGGCGGACGUGUCCUGGGGCGGGCCCGCGGCGCGGUGGGAGCAGCUGCUGCUGCAGGUCGCGCGCGAGCCGCCCCGGCAGGGCGCGGAGGGGGGAGGAGGCGGAGGAGGAGAGGAGGAGGAGAAGCUGCCUGGCAGCGCCUGAGGCGACGGGGCACGCGAGCGGUAGAGCGCUUAGCUUUAGGCAAGGCUCGCAUGCCGUACAUGAGUGAGCUCUUGUGAUGAGCACACGUUGUCGUACGUGUGUGACGGUGCGUGUGAGUGCCAUAAUAUUUACAGCUUGAUCUGAUACCUCUAUGCAUCCAUGUACAUGUCGGCGGGAGGGGUUAUAGUUCCAGAUACUGCCACUGUGGUAGAAGGCAGCGACAGGCACAGGCACAGGCUGACAAGUGUUCCCCGGUCACGGGAAAAUGGGCUGAGCCCCUCCACAGUCUGAGGCCGAACAACGUCAUCGCCCGGCUGAAAAGCCGUGUUAAUGAGCCCAAGUCUUGAUUCAGAUGGGCGGUGUGCAAAUUAGCCCGCACCUUCGCGCUGUGGCUAGCACCCGCGGCAUGCCACGUGCAAACAAGACCGAAUUGCUGGGCGGCCAGGGAUUUCAUACAGGGUGUGCGCCUCGCUAUCGCCAACUCGUGCUCCGGCCAAGUCCAAGGUGUCUUGCAAUGACGUGCAGAAUGCGUGUGUACCGUACAUGCCUGGGCGUGCGUGGGACAUUUCUGCAGGGCAAUGCCCGUGCCUGGGUAUCUUUCCCAAUGCGCAUGAGGCCCCCAGUAUGAAGGCAGCUUUGACUGUGCCUGGAGCACGCGCGCGAUGGAGCACCGCUUUCGCGCGCACUUGCCGGCAUGCCAAUAAAUGUGUCAAUGAGGCCGUGGAGACCUGUGAGCGACUCAUGCGGCCCCAAAAUGCCACGUCAGUGCAUAAGCAUCCACCCGUGCGCGCACGUAAAAGUAGGUGGGCGGGGAUUGCCGGGCCGUUUGCUGCGUUUCUGUAUGUGUGCGCACAGAGUGGCAUGGCGGGCCUGAGCAAGUGUGCACGCGCGUAGACUGCCAAUCGCCGGAUGCGAGCGGUGUUGGCGGCGGGCCGGGCUGCAGUACGCUGGGUUGCAGUCAGUUGUCACGUGGGUCGUGACGCGAUGCAUCGCAUGAAGCCGUCGGCGUGUCAGCACCUGCCAGAUUGGGUGGGCCGGUAUGGCAGGUGUGUGGAGCAGGCAGGGUGGCCCACCCUCUCCAGUCGUGUGUGGGCUCGGAUGUGGAUGCGCAAGGAAGUACAGGGGGGCCAAGAGCGCCUGCAAGGUCGAAGAAUUUGGGAAUGAACUCUUGCUAGUGAAAGAGACGAUAAUGUGUUGGGCGGGUCGGGUGUACUUCUCCAUGCGCGUGAAUCGCGCCCGAGUGUAUAAUUGGUCAGCUUGAGUAACGGCGGUGGUUGCGCAUAGGACGGCGGGAAGCAGGUCGCGAAAGUCGAGGUGUAUAUGGUUGCCCUGUGCCUGCUGUGCUUGUGAUUGACAGCGGGACGCGGCUAGACACAGCGGGCGGUGCCUGCACAAAGUACAAACCGACCCUGGUUGUGUCCGGGAGAUGAGGUAGUUUCGGUGCCUUCGGCAUCAGACAGUGGCGUGGGCGCAGCCCACUUUUCCAUUGAGAGGAGAGCGCUUUUUAUCGCGCUUCCAGGGCCUUUGUCAUGCGAGAGACAUAAGAGAGUAGUGCUGCAUUUCGUUGGUUCACGGGAGAGUGGUGUACGUUUGUGAGGACGCCAAGGCACGCGUCCAUACUAGAGCCGACAGGGUAUUUGAUGCUGCAUGUGAGUGACCGCCUGCCCGUGCGGCGCCUCCGCAACCCUUGGAUAUUGCGGCCACCGCCGCUUAUCCACGUGGGUAGGGCGUGCGCGCGAAUGAGAGGGGGCGGGACGCCAGCUUGCACAGUGGCGUGCAAGUUUGCACGCAUGGCGGGCUGGCACCCUGAAGGAGUGAGUGUAACAGGAUGGUGCGCGAGAGCGAGCGUAAGAGCGGGAGCCGGGCUACCGUUACUGCAGGGAACGCGGCCGCUGGCCAACCCACACGGCGUGCGAGAGGGCCCGAUGCAGCUCUGGAUAAAGAGCUAUGAGCGCGCUGGCCAGAUGGUGAAAUGUAAUUGUGGCUGAGA
This is a messenger RNA of Chlamydomonas reinhardtii, 7417 nucleotides long. RefSeq lists its product as uncharacterized. Lineage: Eukaryota; Viridiplantae; Chlorophyta; Chlorophyceae; Chlamydomonadales; Chlamydomonadaceae. The coding region runs from base 334 to 5427 and encodes 1697 amino acids. The record is from RefSeq and is a predicted model, not a curated record. The transcript is spliced from 5 exons.